This is a messenger RNA of Orycteropus afer afer, 2067 nucleotides long. RefSeq names its product CRK proto-oncogene, adaptor protein (gene CRK). The record is from RefSeq and is a predicted model, not a curated record. Lineage: Eukaryota; Metazoa; Chordata; Mammalia; Tubulidentata; Orycteropodidae. Gene Ontology annotation, molecular function: protein binding.
GCCGCCGCCGCCAUUUCGGGCACUGCUGUGAGACUGAUCUCGGAGCCGGUCCGCUGGGCGGCGGGCGCCAGGGCUGGAGGGGCGCGCGCGGCGGCGGCGGCCCAGCGUGUAGGCGCGGAGGCGGCCAUGGCGGGCAACUUCGACUCGGAGGAGCGGAGUAGCUGGUACUGGGGACGACUGAGCCGGCAGGAGGCGGUGGCGCUGUUGCAGGGCCAGCGGCACGGGGUGUUCCUGGUGCGGGACUCGAGCACCAGCCCCGGGGACUAUGUGCUUAGCGUCUCCGAGAACUCGCGCGUCUCCCACUACAUCAUCAACAGCAGCGGCCCGCGCCCGCCGGUGCCGCCGUCGCCUGCCCAGCCUCCGCCCGGGGUGAGCCCCUCCAGACUCCGAAUAGGAGAUCAAGAGUUUGAUUCAUUGCCUGCUUUACUGGAAUUCUACAAAAUACACUAUUUGGACACUACAACGUUGAUAGAACCAGUUUCCAGAUCCAGGCAGGGUAGUGGAGUGAUUCUCAGGCAGGAGGAGGCAGAGUAUGUGCGAGCCCUCUUUGACUUUAAUGGGAAUGAUGAAGAAGAUCUUCCCUUUAAGAAAGGAGACAUCCUGAGAAUCCGGGAUAAGCCUGAAGAGCAGUGGUGGAAUGCGGAGGACAGCGAAGGCAAGAGGGGGAUGAUUCCAGUCCCUUACGUCGAGAAGUAUAGACCUGCCUCCGCCUCAGUAUCGGCUCUGAUUGGAGGUAACCAGGAGGGUUCCCACCCACAGCCACUGGGUGGGCCGGAGCCCGGGCCCUAUGCCCAACCCAGCGUCAACACUCCGCUCCCUAACCUCCAGAAUGGGCCCAUUUAUGCCAGGGUUAUCCAGAAGCGAGUCCCUAAUGCCUACGACAAGACAGCCUUGGCUUUGGAGGUCGGUGAGCUGGUAAAGGUUACGAAGAUUAAUGUGAGUGGUCAGUGGGAAGGGGAGUGUAAUGGCAAACGAGGUCACUUCCCAUUCACACAUGUCCGUCUGCUGGAUCAACAGAAUCCCGAUGAGGACUUCAGCUGAGUAUAGCUCAACAAACAGUUUUGCUGACACAUGAGAACAAUCUCCCCCCCCUCCCCAACUGCCAUCUAUACAGUUUUCUUACAGAUGUCAAGAGCAGUCUAGUUUAUAUAAGCAUUCUGUUACCUGUGAUCUUUUUUAGACUGAACUACUUCAUUCCUAGUCUAAUUCACCAUGUUCAGGGUACGAAUCUGGAGGGCUGUGUAUUCACUUCUGAAUUGGCAGUUUUAGGUGGUCAUGGUUAUGCCUGUUGUGUAUCAGAGGGAAAUGGUGUUCUCAUCUCCUUUCUCUGAGGCAAUGCAAACCAACCUGUGGAAAACCAGGCGAGGAGUGUUACUGCUUACCCUGAUAGACUCGAUGGUUUUUUUCAUUCUGAAACCAUACUAUCAAAUGGCAAUAGACUGUUCCCUUCCACCCCCAUGAAGUAAUCAUGCACCGUGUGAAUAGUACCCAAUGGGAUUGCUUUUUCAUUUAUAGAACAUGACUAUUGUAUGACUCAUUCUGACAUUUCAAAUCCUGAGAAUUCUGAGGACACUACUAGAGGCAUUUGUCUUCCUUCCUAGUCAAUGCUUCAUACUUUUUCUUGGGAUUCUUUCAACCUUUGACAUCCUUUUUCCCAAAACCUACCAGUAGGUUAACUCUUGAGAUAAGUGUAUAUUUUUAUUCCAGAUGAAAAGCAGGAUACACAGAGCACUUUACUCAGUGCAUAGCUUUAAGCCAGUAUUGGAUUCACUAAGCGGACAGCCAAAUGUUCAGCUCUCUGCCUUCCCCCAAGGGGUCAUAGUAGGUUCACACUGCUACAGAAGUUAGCCUCCUGGCUGACUGGAUCCAGCAGGGCCAUUUCUCCUGAGUGCCAGUAUCCUAAUAGAGGACUUUUGGAAUUCUUAGAUUCCACUUGGAGUGGAAGGACCAAUCAAUAUUCCAGAGAAGGUUUUGGGGCCAAAUUCUGCCCUCUGCUUUAUGUGCAACUUGUAUAAAAGUCAAGUUAGAAUUACAUGAAUAUGGGGGUAGGGUUAGAGCUUUGAAAAA